GUAACGUCAGUUGUUUUAUACUUUUUUGCAUUUUCAUUUUUGCCCUUCGCUUCAUAAAUUUUUUGUGUCUUUUCCAUUUUCAUUCGCGAAGUGAAAUACUAAAUUAUGGGUAAUUCAUAAUCAGUGAGAACAACAAUAAGCAAAUCGGCGAAGAGAAGAUAAGACUCGAAUUUGAUAUAUCCGUUACGAAGGUCGCCGAUAGAAGAGUGGGGAACAAGACAACACAACAGCAACGAGCAAAUCGAAUUAUGAAACCACUUCCGAAUCGACGACACAGCGCCUAGAAUCGUCGAUGAGAAUUUUCAAAAGCUGCUGCGACAGUGUGCGAUCAGUGCGCGCAGUGAUAACAACGCUGAAAAUCGCAACAGCCGCGCAUCAGAGUGCAAACGGUGUUGUGUGCCAGUGCGAGUGAAUACUCUACUCUCUCUUUUCGCUCCGCGCGCUAAUGGACAGUUGAAUAACGACGUCGGACGAUAUACCAACAUGGCCGCUGAUUCGGGAAUGGAAACCUGUCCCUCGCCUGAGGCAGCCGACUCUAGGAAAAGACCGCUCGACGGCGAGGCGGAGAACGGGGACAACAAACGCUCUCACUUCAGCUCAGAUGGAGGGUCAGAUGAGGAUAGGCCAGUGACAGGUGGAGAUGGAACCUUUCAUUUCAAAUUAUUGGUACCUAGUGUUGCCGCCGGUGCCAUCAUUGGCAAAGGCGGCGAAACAAUUGCUCAGCUACAGAAAGAGACUGGGGCACGCGUCAAAAUGUCCAAAUCACACGAUUUUUAUCCAGGCACGACGGAACGAGUAUGCCUAAUCACGGGCAGCGUGGAAGCCAUCAUAAACGUCCUGAAUUUCAUAAUCGAAAAGAUCAGAGAGAAGCCCGACCUGACGAAGGCGGGCGAUACCGAGAGCAAGAUGCACGAGCGUGACAGGCAAGUGAAGAUUCUCGUGCCGAAUUCGACGGCGGGCAUGAUCAUCGGCAAGGCGGGCAACUACAUCAAGCAGAUCAAGGAGUCGAGCGGGUCGUACGUGCAGAUAUCGCAGAAGGCGAAAGACGUCAGCCUGCAGGAGAGGUGCAUCACCGUAAUCGGCGAUAAGGAGCAGAACAAACAGGCCUGUCUCAUGAUAAUAAUUAAUGAAUUACAAUUGAGGAAUACGGGGUACGGCGAUAAUCAAAUAGUUGAGAUAUGUGCUGCAUUGUCAGUUUUGGCGAAAUAUGGAAUCAUUUCAGUAGGCUUAGGCAUAGGCAGUACCCAUCCAGGUGCUCUGCCUGUUUCGAAUUAUCUCAGCGUGAUGGACCAGACGGGCGCGACAAAUGCGAGUACAGGUGUUUUCGGGGCCAUUGGGCAAGUUAGUUUGGGGGAAUGUUUAGGUGCGAAUUCUGCCACCCCCAGGACAAAUCUCGAGAGGUACGAUUCUGCAUUCGAUCCGUUCAGGCACCAAAUGUCUGCUGCGACGGCCCCCAUUUCUUUGAACAACAACAGUUUCGGUUUGGGUACGGGACAACAGAUGGCUGUGCUUAGUAAAAGUCCCACUCCCGCAGAACUGGGCAGCAGCAAAGACACCAAAAACGUCGAAAUAGCCGAGGUUAUAGUCGGUGCAAUUUUAGGUCCAGGUGGGCGUUCACUUGUUGAAAUCCAGCAGAUAAGCGGUGCCAACAUCCAAAUAUCAAAAAAGGGUAUUUUCGCUCCCGGCACCCGUAACCGCAUCGUAACCAUCACGGGCAACCCACAAGCCAUCACGACUGCGCAUUACCUAAUCGAGCAACGCAUCAGCGAGGAAGAGAUGAAAAGAGCCCGGAACAACGGCCUUGGCACUCUGGCGAUGCAGUGAUUGACCACGACGAAAAAAUCGCGAACCUAACCUCAAAAAAUCAAGUACAUGUUGGAUUGGAUUCUAUAAUUCUUACCCAGAGGGGUUGUAUUUAUGGCGCAAUCCUAAAAGUGGGAUGAAAUUUUAUCAGUAACCUUCGUGGAGAUGUGUUUUUCUAAAUUGCUUAGAGAAUGUAGGCAUUUUUGUGACUUGCUGUGCAUUCAGUGUCUUUAUGUUAAAGCUGUAAAGGAUCGGAAUCUUCUUUGCUACGUUUCUAAUCAGUGGAAACAUUCAUUUCAUUUCGGAUACAAUGUCGUGUAUAUUUGAGGUUGCAUACUUUUAUUAUUGUUGUUGUUACAGAAUACUGGUGGAAACGGUAGGAUCGAGAAGAUUCCUUUUAUCUGUGUUGUUUAUUUUUGUUGAGAACUGUACCCUGUACAGUAUAAUAUUGUUUUUUAUAGUCAUUUGUCUUGUGAUUGUGAAAUACAAAUUAUUGUUUUUUAAAUCAUAGUUUUGGGUGUUUUAGGUAUAAGGGUAAAUUUUAUUGAUUUUUUUUUGUUAUUGGCUAAGAAGGACCAAUCCGAGUGAAUUGUAUUUCGAAGGCUAACAAAAGAGAUUUAUUUUUGUUGGAUUUUAUCGAAAACUUAUAAACGUAUGUUUUCGGAUGAGUUGUUACGGAGCGAUCUGAUUUUUAAGGUUAGAUUUAGGAAUUCUAAAUCGAAAUUGUGAUGAAACCAUUCAUUGUCACUUCCGGUGUCUGUACCGAUCAUAUAUUACCCAUUGUUCAUUUCGCCUAGGAAUUUUAUAUAGGUCAAUUCAUUUUUAUCACUCGAGCUGUUGAUUUUAACAUUCAGUCAUAUUACUAAUCGUAGCCUAUUUAAGAGCAAUUUUAUUCUUGUAUAUUUAGUGAUUAUUUUUAGUCGCAGCAAUCUGGAGAGGUGUAUAUUUUUUGGUGAUUAUUUUUUCAGUAUGUUUACGUGAUACAGCAGAAAAACUACCAUGGAAAAUUUUACAAAAUGAAGCCGAAAAUAAAGACUCGGUAUCGAAGAAAGUCCAUGUUAAUUAUUACGGUUGUAAUAGAAUUCAAAUUGAAUGGACAAGAGAAGGAGUUGUAUAUUCAUUUCCUUUUACAAAGUGAGCCGAUUUAAAAAAAAUACUGGAAUAUCAAGUAGGGCAGUUUUUUUGACGAAAAGUAGAGAAUAAUAAAGGGCUACAACUAGUUCAUGCCUAACUAUGCAUGUGAUCAAAGUGGUCCCACGUUGGGCGCCAUAUUUUACAUUGAGUACUGUUUACAUUUGUCUUUCCUGAGACCCUGAGACAUCACAUGAAAAAAUUGAAAUAUUCAGUUGAUUGUGAAUCACAAUGAAAUCUAAGAGAAGAUAAAUGAAUCAACUCUUGGAAAAUACUAGGACCAAAUACAGUGAAAAUGUGUUGAUGUUCAAAUUAGUAGAAAAUAUACAAUAUAUAGGUUUGAUGAAAGUAUUCUCACAUAGGUAAUGAAUGAUAGUUUUUUAAAAUUCUGAUAUACAGUUGAGAUCACUAUCACUUGGUUUGAGUUUGGUUGAGUUUAUUGGUUCAAAUUUUUUUCUUUUCAUAAGUUGGUCGGAAGUUAUCGGUCAGAAUUCAUGCAAGACUGAUUGGUGGUUUCAGAUUAUUUGACAAAAUAAAACAGUCAACACCAUCACAAAGUCAGUGUGUUUCACAUAUAACUUUAUCUGCGGGAGAUUUUGCAGGACUCGACAUUAUAUUAGUGUUAUCACUCGUUGAAUUCAAAUAUCAAUAUUUCCAGAACUUUGUCUUGAAAUAAAUAAUCUAUUAUUCUUGUUCGGUCGGUAGCCGGGCGGUUCGACGUGGGUACUUUGUUCACUCAGUCAAUCGACUCGCACAUCGGCCGAUUGAUAGCUGGUUAACGGAAAAAAACAUUUAAAACAUAUAUUUUUUUAAUAAUUCCUUCAAUUUGUAUAUUUCAGUACUUUCGAAUUUAUUAUGAUUGUUGUAUUUAGGAAAAAAGAAUCCUGUUGUUAAAAUGACUGGUUUAAAAAAAAUCUAGACAUUCCUCUACUCAUUAAAUUUGACAAUUUCAUGGUGGUUUUCUCUUUCUCAGGUUGAUUUCAAAGAUUGCUGAAUUUACGUUAGAUUUUUAACACAACUAGAUAAUUUGUGAUUGGUAAUUAUCUGAGAAGGUAAAUAUAUCGACUUGAUUCAGGUGAGAAUUGGAGUGGACCAACCCAAAUUUAGCAGGAAGGAUUACAUAUAGAUGCCUUUCGGAGUGACCAGUGCCCCUGCAGCACUGAUUUAUUCAUAGGCGAUAAAUUUACCUUCUCGUUUGUUGAAUUUUCCGAAUUGUGUACCUGCGACAAACCUCAAGAUAUAUGUAUAUUUGAAGAUUUAUAUUUGGCGGGCCAAAUAUUGAGAGAAAUGAUAAAGAAAGAGUCUAUAAGUAUGUUACCAAUCAUGAAGCUUUAUUUUAGGGGACAACAAAUGGGCAUGACAUAAUGUAUAUAGUCAUAGCAGAUUAGUCAUCUAUUUCACUUCUAACACUGUUACAUCCUUCUCAUUCUAGAUCUUUAUUAUAUAUAAUAUGAAAUAUGCAGAGGUAAAUGUGACUCAAAUCAUAUAUUGUUGUUAUAGCAUGUUGUUAAUAUUGUUAAUGUUUGGACACAUUUCACCGAAAACGUUUUAACUGAGCUGUGAAGCGAUCGAUUCUCAGAAACUGAUGUGCACUAUUUUUCUUCCGAAUGUUUUGUCCCUCGAAAAUUCAGAAGCAAUGAUCUGCAAGUUUACAGAAGUAUCCGCGGGUUGUUAGUAGACGGAAAUAAUUUGAAGAUUGCCUGUUCCCGUAAUUUAAGUAACCACGCUCAGAAACGCUCAUAAAAGUUUUGACUUUCCGUAAAUUUCCGGAUUCAUUACUUCUGUGGUUGUUUUGUUGAAGUGUCGAUUGUUGAUAACGGCAAGUUGAAAAAUUUAGGUGAUGUAUACACAAUUCAUAGUUUAAUUGUCUAAAUGUUUGUGAUCGCCAUAUAUUCAUGAGAAAUCUAUAUUGAAAUAUUACUUGUAAUCACUAACGUAUUUUAUGGAAACAAGUCCUAAGAGAAAGUUAUGAUAUUUAAUGUUGAAUAUAUUUCUAUAUUUAGGAAUUAUGUUUUACACAUCAAAAAGGAUCUGACUGCUUUUUCUGGGGUAGUUGAAAUCGCGAUGUCGAUGAAAAGCAGAUAGAUCCCUCCACAUUUCAUGAAUUGAAAAAUACUGUUGCUGUGAUAAUCACAUCUGUUAAGUCGUCCUGUCACAUUUGAUCCAUGAAUUACUUACGUUGGGUAAGGGUUUGGUUUUACCAAGAAAAUUUCUCCUUGUAGAUUUAUUCGAGAAAAGUACAUUCGUUGUGGUAUACGUGUUUGAAAUGAGCCUAUUUCAUUGAAUUGUUUGUUGAUGAAGAUGAUACUGAAUCAGGUACGAAAUAGCGGAUAAUAAUAAACAUAAAGGAAGUGCCCCACGUUGGGCGCCAUAAUGCGAUGAGAAACCACAUCGAAAUCUCAAAAAAGCCGUAGGAUAUAUUCGUCAUAUGAUGGAUUUCAUUUUUCAAUCUAUGAUGUACUCUAAUUAAUGAAUACACUCUUUUUCGUUGAUUUAAUAACGGGUAUUUCCCAUUAUUUCAACUUGAAAUUAUAAGAUGAAGUUUAUGAUUUUGUUAAAGUUUGUAGCUUUGCCAUGGAUAAACAUCAAUUAAAUUGAAUAAACAUAAUGUUAACUGGUAAUUCAAAAUAAAAUAAACUGCUGAAAUUAUUUGAAAUGUGUCAUUAGGCAAAAUUUGAAGACUGAGAGUUAUAUGAAUUUAAUCAUUAUAUACUAGGUAUUUCUAUUCAAAACAUUGAUUUUCAUUGUUUCGAAAAUUGUAAAUUGGUAAAUGGAAAUCAGUUAUGAGGGUUAAUCUUUGAUAAUUAAUUCGAAACAUUUAUCAUGUUGAAUAUUGUAAGUUGAAAUUUUUUUCUCAAUUGUGAAUAGUUUGAUAUUGUUGACAAUUAUCGUAGAGAUGAGUAUUGAUUUCAAGGUGAAUUCAAUGAUAAUAAAUAAAUGGGUAUUACUUCCCAUAUAAAUAUUUGUCAACUAAUAAAUAAAUCCCUUAGUUUGUCUUCUUGAUUCAGUGUCAUAACUCAUUCAUUUUUAUACAAAAUUUUUGUUGCUUUCCAAACCAUACAUAUGGUGAAAAAACUUGAAAAAAAAAUUGAAACGCUUUUGACAAUAUGUUGUGUGUAUAGAAAUAUCCACAACCAAAAUUCUGAGGUAUGAUUCAAUUUUUUAUUCUAAUUUGAAGAUUGAACUUAUAUAGUAUUUUUCAACCCAAACUGCAUGAAAUAAGAACAUUAUGAUGAAAAAAAUACUUCAAUACAGCGUAUUUCAUCGUUUACUUUUCCUGGUGAAAUGUAAGAAUUGGAAAGCGAUAAAGAUAUUGAUAUUGAUCCCGUUUGAAUAUUUUUUGUUGCAAAUAUUUCAUUUAGUUACGAUAUUAUGUUGUUUCCAUCUCCAUUAAACACUUUUUAUUUGGUUUCAAGAGAACAUGGAUAUCACUUGUACAAAGAAGAAGAGUCGAUGUUAAAUAAUUUUAAACUAAUAUAAAAGGCCUAUAUCUAUACAUUUUUGCCUGGUAAUAUAUUUGAUUGUUGAAUGUUGGGCCAAACAAAGGCCAUCUUUGUGGUUGUAUCUGAGCGAAAAGAGAUUUGAUGAUUCAUCUAUUGAAUAUUCAGAUGAACGAUCUCAUAUAUAGGUUUGGACAAGCAUUUUGGGAAUAUCAUAUUCUAGUACAAGCAAGAAAAUUUAAGCUUUGAGAAAUUCCUACCACUCCUUGAGAAGAGUUGUUUCUUCGUGAAAUAUCAAAAUUGUUGUUUUAAAUAAUAUGGACUGUAUUUUUUGAACACUUUCUUUUUGAUUAACUUUUGUUAUAUUUUUUCAUCAGUUUUACUAGGAAAUUAAGAUACUGAAAGAUGAUUCCUCGACUAAUUUUGCAUGAAAGAUGGUGCUUGUUCUUUUCAAUUUUUUGUAAAAGGAGAAUAAUUUUUUCAAAUAUGAUUUUCACAAUUAAAGGUUUAUGAAACAUGUUAUCUACAAAUGUGUCGUAAGUAGUUCCCUCAACUAGAAACUACUUAAAUAACUGUUUGUCGUGGAAUGUCACUCCAUGUAGAAAAAUUGCAAAACGGAAACUUUGAACUUUGAUAUUAACAUAUCUAUGGUAAAAAAAAUCCAAUGUUUGUCCAGUUCUAUAUAUUAGAAUCGAAUAUGAAAGUUACCAGUUUUUGCACAUUUCGAUUCACCUUCAGUUGAUUUAUUUUUCUUACUGGACUAUUCAAAUUCAAUCCCUACCACAUUAACUUGGACAACUCUCGAGAAUCGAGAGUUUCGUUUUUUUCAAUUUCCAUGUGUUUUCUCAUAUAACAAAACGUUAAAAAUUACAAAACAGGAAAAUCAUUGUUUUUAAUGCCACCUGAGAAUGUUUUCAAUUUUAGUUGAUGUAUUAAUGAACUUUCCCAAAAAACGUUUCUUUUCGAAAGUAUCCAGAGUGGUAGUUUGAUUUGAAUCUUCCAGAAUUUUAAAGUUUUAAACAGUUUCGCUUUUGGAACUAUGUGGUGUAUUUGUGUCAAUUUGUUUUUCGUAAGUGGUUUAUUUCAGACUUGCACACGUUUUAACAUACCAUAUUUAGCAGAAUGGAAUCAGAUUUCCUCGUGAGUUUUUUCGUUUAGUAGCGAUUAAGUCUGAGAAAAUUUUGAAACCUUUGUGGGGUAGUUAUUUUUCUAUUAUUUAAUCAUCUUUAUUUGAGAGUUGAAGGAGUAGACAGUUCGGUAUAUAAUUGUUAUAAACACAUUAAAUUUCAAUAAAUUCAUAGUGCCAUU
This is a messenger RNA of Leptinotarsa decemlineata (Colorado potato beetle), 7682 nucleotides long. It is a transcript of the gene pasilla, whose product is annotated as RNA-binding protein Nova-1-like protein passilla. Gene Ontology annotation, molecular function: RNA binding. The record is from RefSeq and is a predicted model, not a curated record. Lineage: Eukaryota; Metazoa; Arthropoda; Insecta; Coleoptera; Chrysomelidae.